This is a messenger RNA of Geodia barretti, 936 nucleotides long. NCBI's taxonomy places the organism in Eukaryota, Metazoa, Porifera, Demospongiae, Tetractinellida, Geodiidae. The record is from the annotation of a GenBank genome assembly.
CACCCACUUUCAACUGGAGCCCCGCCCCCCAAGCGGAGACGGCAAGACUCACAGGAUCUGUUGGUCCACGCGACAGGUUGCGCAAGAUCCGAGGGUUACUACAAGAUCGAUGCCAGAGAUAAGGUCAAGUACCUGCCACACCACCGGCGGAAACUGAGGCUUAACGAGAAGCUGGAGAAGAAGGCGAGCAGUGGGCGUGUCAACCGGGCCAAACUGAGGAGACUUGCGUCUGUCUUCAGUACCAGUGACGUCUCCAGCGACCUCGCCAAGUACAACCAGUUGAAGGCCAGAAAGAAGCUGCUGAAGUUUUCCAAAUCCACCAUCCACAACUGGGGACUCUUCGCCAUAGAAGCCAUCGCGGCGGACGAGAUGGUGAUAGAGUACGUCGGAGAGGUAGUGAGGCAGGCCGUGGCUGACGAGAGGGAGAGACGGUACGAGGCCGCGGGGAUCGGGAGCAGCUACCUGUUCCGUGUGGAUCACGAUUACAUCAUCGAUGCCACGAGGAACGGAAACAUGGCUAGAUUUAUCAACCACUGCUGCGAUCCCAACUGCUAUGCCAAGGUCAUCAGUGUUGGGACGCAGAAGAAGAUAGUCAUCUACUCCAAGAGAGACAUCGCCAUGGGAGAGGAGAUCACCUAUGACUACAAGUUCCCCAUUGAGGAGGAGAAGAUCCCCUGCCUCUGUGGGGCCCCCAACUGCAGGGGAACCCUCAACUGACGACCCCCCAGAUCACAGCGAACCCCUGUCACCCUUCUCGCACUCUCACUGUUUGUCAUUUCAGUGUUACCAUGGCAAACCAAACCAUGUGUGUGAUGUAAAAUUAUGGGUUGAUUACUGGGGAAACCCCUCAGCAUUAACUGAUGUAAUUGUGAACAAAAAGUUAGCAUGCCUAAAUUUUUGAGAGGCAGUAAAUUUUUGACGGUAUUCGUUUUUUUU